GCCGGGGCACGCACUCAUACACAGUCUUUGUUCACUGCCCAUUUCAGCCUAAAUCCGCCUCGAAUAUUUAUAAUUUCUCUGUUUUAACCAAAAGCGGUAGAAUAUAUGACAUCGGUUACUCCGAGACGGAACAACCAGGAGUAUGUUGUGCCAUCCAGUACAUCCCAGGAGGUACAACCGUCCCCCUUAGCUCUACUAGCCGCUACGUGUAGUAAGAUUGGGGCACCCCCUCCCACGCCCACGGAAGAAGGGAACAACCCCGCAGGAGGGACACAAGUCAGGGUAAUCGGCCAGGGGAGUGGAGAAGGCUCUGUGGCCCCGACAUGGAUACAACUGUCGAACGGAACGAUCGUUGACGCCAGUGGUAAACAACAGACAAUUGGGAUUCCGAUUCAGGCAGGAGGGGCACAACCGCAGUUGAUUACUUCGGUAAUCCCACAAUUUCAGACAGUCAACGUGGAUGGUCAAGAAGCUAUAUUUAUUCCAUCGUCCGGUGUGGGCGGUGGCCAAACCAUCCUGGCGGGGAACCAACAACAAGUUUACACCACACCCACGGGACAGAUAAUAAGACAGGGGCUACCCACGGGGAGUAUGAUUCCAAAUAUGGGAUAUAAUUUGGCGGGAAAUAUGGUUAACAUUGGUGGAAAUGUCGUCAGUUUAGCAGGCGUACAAGGACUACAGACCCGCCCACAUGGUGUUGUACAGGCAGUUCAAAUGCCACAACAAGUGCAACAAAUGUCUAACCUUAUACAAAUCCCUGUGUCCACUACGAAUGGUCAGUCUACAUACCAAACAAUUCAGGUACCAACCAUGCAGGGGUUCCCAGUUGCCUUUCCCCAAGGCCAACAAGGGACACCUCAGUUACAGACACUGUCAGUGAAUACUACUACUGGACAGAGUGCUUCUGGCCAGAUAACAUCGUCAGUGAACCAAGUCAACCAACAACAGGUAACACAGGUAGCACAACCCCAGCUUAUAGAAAUAGCUGCUGCAGCAACAGCCACAGCUAAAUCCCAAGCUGAAAGUGGCAAGCCCUCGACCCCACAGUCCCAACCCCAGUCAGCUACAUCGCAAGUGACAUCUACCCCAGUGUUACAGUCGUCGCAACAAAAUAACGGGGGAGCGAUUAUGACGGCUGGUUCGUUCGGUACACCUAUUGCUAACCCCACCACUCCGAACAUUUUAUCUCAAAUGCCUACGCUGGUACCAAUAGGUACGAACUUUAUAAAUACAGCAACAGGUCAGGUUAUACCAAUGUCUCAAGCCGUAGGGACAAAUGGACAGAAUGUCAUUGUGGCAUCUAUGCCACAACAGAGUGCUACAAGUUCUACCACUACAACCUCUGCAACGACGACGGUGGCAUCCUCGCAGCAACAACAACCAUCUUUAGUGCAAACUGUCCCACAACAAAUCACAGUGCAAGCGUUACCGUCACAAAACUUUACAAACCUUACAAUUGCAGGACAGAAUCAAGUAAUUGCUCAAAAUCCAUGGUUGUCCGCAUUAAAUGUGGCCAAUAUCCGUGCUCCAAGCAUGCAGACAAUACAGGUACCAAAUUUACAGUCUUUGCAAAAUCUGCAGGGAUUACAAGCUGUGCAAAAUGUUCAGGGGUUGCAGGGAUUUCAAAUCACACCACAAGGGCAAUUGAUCGCCACUGGGAAUGUACAAAACAUGGGAGCUGUGACACUGACCCCUUCAGGGGCACUCACUGUAGCAAAUGCAGUUGGUAACACACAACAACAGCCUAGUCCACAGCAGUUUACAGCGACCAUACAGAAUGUCGCGACGCAGCUAUCAACUGGGCAGACAGGACAGACUGUACCUGGAACUCCACAGAUAAUUGCUGCAGGCCAGCAGAUUCAACAGGAUCCAAACGACCCUACAAAAUGGCAAGUUGUACAGACAUCGCAGGGAUCAGCAGUGACAUUGAGUCCAUCCCAGGUGUCACAGCAAGGCGUGUCGGUGCUUGGCAGUGAACCAAGCGUCACCUCCAACCGUAGACUACGUCGGGUGGCAUGUACCUGUCCCAACUGUACCGACAACGAGGGGAGAACUGGAGAAAACAAGAAAAAACAACACAUAUGUCAUAUUCCUGGAUGUAAGAAAGUGUACGGGAAAACAUCACAUUUACGAGCACAUUUACGCUGGCACACUGGAGAACGUCCGUUUGUUUGUAACUGGAUGUUUUGUGGGAAGCGUUUCACACGGUCUGAUGAACUGCAGCGACAUAAACGCACACAUACAGGAGAGAAGAGGUUUGAGUGUAAAGAAUGCAAGAAGAAAUUCAUGAGAAGUGACCAUCUAUCGAAACAUAGGAAGACUCACUUUAACAAGAAAACUGGUCCAAAUCUAGAUAACAGUGGAAGUGUUGAGGAUGAGGAGGGAGAGAUGAUGGAGGGUGGUACCAUGGUGAUGAUCGAGUGUGAUGAUGGAGGAGAGGAUGGUGUUGAACCUUCGUUUGAAGUCACGGACGAUGAUAUUGAUGUACAAUGACCUCAAUUCUUUAGUAGAAUUGGAUGACUAAACCUUAUCGAGUCAGAUAUAUAUGACUUUAAUGUAUAAACCAUGACAUAAAUUAUUUGGUAUUAAUUUAUAAAUGAAAGGACGAUGAAUGUGGCGGGUAUAUCCAAAGGGUCAAGGACAAUGAGUGUAGCAGGUAUAUCUAAAGGGUCA
Messenger RNA from Pecten maximus, 2673 nucleotides. RefSeq names its product transcription factor Sp4-like. Gene Ontology annotation, biological process: regulation of transcription by RNA polymerase II. The record is from RefSeq and is a predicted model, not a curated record. Gene Ontology annotation, molecular function: DNA-binding transcription factor activity, RNA polymerase II-specific; RNA polymerase II cis-regulatory region sequence-specific DNA binding. NCBI's taxonomy places the organism in Eukaryota, Metazoa, Mollusca, Bivalvia, Pectinida, Pectinidae.